Molecule: messenger RNA, 455 nt
Organism: Linum tenue
Lineage: Eukaryota; Viridiplantae; Streptophyta; Magnoliopsida; Malpighiales; Linaceae
Source: the annotation of a GenBank genome assembly
CAGCAGGUGGAGAUCGAAGUCAAGCUUCUCCUCGCCGAUCACUCAAUCCUCGGCUGCCCACCUCCAUAUUUUCAUUAGAGUAAGUCUCAGGUCUCUACUAUUGGAGUGCAGUGUUGAAUUUGCUGAAAGGACCAAGUUUAUUAAGCUUACUACCAGUAGCUAUGGGGACUGAAGAGUCUAAGGAUCCAUUGAAAGGAGUGGAUUGGAAAGCGAUAGGCACGGAGCUUCAAAACGACCCAAGUGCUGGAACAAAGCAAGCUGUAAAGAAGCGGCUUCCCAAGAAAAUUAGGCAAAUCCCCGAGAGCUAUUUCCUUCCUAGAAUGUCUUGGCCCUCGGCGAUCGGCUUCUAUGGAGCAUGCAUUGUUGGUGGGGUUGGUGCUGGCAUGCUGGUGGAGAUGUGGAUAAACAAGAAAGUCAAAGAGGAUGGAGGAGUCAUAUGGGAGUUUGAUAAAUAA